Molecule: messenger RNA, 705 nt
Organism: Dichomitus squalens LYAD-421 SS1
Lineage: Eukaryota; Fungi; Basidiomycota; Agaricomycetes; Polyporales; Polyporaceae
Exons: 4
Coding region: 1-705 (234 amino acids)
Source: RefSeq, a predicted model, not a curated record
AUGUUUGAGGUGUACUAUGAGGAAGACGAAGCAAUUGUGGAUAUAGACUGGGGAAGCGACAAUAAAGGAGAACAGAGGCUAUUAGAAGCUCAUCCAGUAGCUCAGCAAGUGAAGCCGAUCCCAGGAGUCUUUCCGGAAGGAGCACAAGUAGUCUGGCAGAUACCGGAGGAUCCAUUGCUCACACUACCGUAUCUAUCUCCGCAUCCGCUAGAGUUUGUGCCAACUAGAAAGUUAAUGAAAGAGCAAUUGGAAGCAAUGAAGAUAAAUGAAGGGGGAUUUCUGUGGCCAGAAGAGGAGAGACUAUUCCAGCACAUAUUCUGCCUGAACGAAGGUGUACUCGCGUUUGAGGAGUCAGACAGAGGAACAUUCCACAAGGACUACUUCUCACCAUACAUUAUACCAACAGUUCCGCAUGUGCCAUGGGUGGAGAAGAACAUUCCGGUUCCACCAGGUAUUAGAGAUGAAUCAUCAUACCGCUCAAGAUGGUUUUGUGUCCUAAAGAAGAAUGGAAAGCUACAGAUCGUGCAUGACCUACAGAAAUUGAAUGCAGUUACCAUUCGGAAGGUAGGGCUUCCUCCGGUACUAGAUGACUUUGUAGAACCUUUUGCAGGAAGACAAUGUUAUACAGUGUUAGAUCUGUUUUGGGCAUUUGUUGGACAGGACCGCAGAUAUGCUACCCAGAUGUGGAAGGAAAUCCUGAAGUAG